Photinus pyralis (common eastern firefly) is the source of this 1168-nucleotide messenger RNA. RefSeq lists its product as uncharacterized. Gene Ontology annotation, molecular function: DNA binding. NCBI's taxonomy places the organism in Eukaryota, Metazoa, Arthropoda, Insecta, Coleoptera, Lampyridae. The record is from RefSeq and is a predicted model, not a curated record. The transcript has 2 exons. Bases 37 to 1101 code for a protein of 354 amino acids.
UUUAUUUUAUGUGAUAUAAAAGCUUGUCGUGGGAAUAUGUUUUUCUUUACAAGUAAUUUUACGCUUGCAAAAUCACACUGGAAACGACUCAGGGAAACUUUUAAAAAGAAACUGCUAGAAAUGCCAUCGAAGCGUUCAGGGGAUGGAGUUGAAGACGAUGACAGUGAACAUUCGGAUUGGCCAUAUUUUCAGUCACUCCUUUUUUUAAAAGAUCAAUGUUUACCUAGGCAAUCUACAGGAAAUUUUGAUACAAUUGAAACUGAGACUUUUGAAGAAACUGAGGUGGACCACGUAGCAAACAGCACAGACGAAUUUACCAGCGAGGUAGAAUCACAGCCUACCACACCCCAUUCGGCACAAAUUUCUCGCUCAUCGACUCCACUUUCACCUUCGGCUACUGCAUUACCCAAAAAGAUGAAAACCCAAAAAGUAGGAAAAAUAACUGAUACAAUCGGGGAAGGUUUAUUAAAGGCAGAACAAGAAAAAAUUGCUUACUUAAAAAAAAGGGAGGAAAAUCGGUUCAAAAAGGAAAUGGAUGAAGACGAAUCAUUUUUUAACAGUUUACUUCCGUAUGUAAGAGUAUUCAACCCUAGGCAAAAAAUAAAGUUUCGCAUAGCAGUUAUGAAAUUACUGGAGGAAGAAAUUCCUGGACCAUCCAAUAGGCCACAUUCUUCGCAAAGUUUCACUCCUGUUCAGCAUCAUGUUUAUGAAAAUUCUCAACGGAGCAUUCAGUUAUUAAACAAUGAGGUUCCUCCUGGACCCUCAUUUACGUCACAUACUUUGCCACGAUCUAAUCCUGUUCGUCGUGUUCAGGAAAAGUCUCAACAGAAGAUUCAGUUAUUAAACAUUGAUGUUUCUUCUGGACCAUCACCUACGACACCUACUUUAUUGACACUGCAACCUCGGUAUUUACAUGAAAACUCUGAACAGAACAUGCAGUUAUCGAACAACGAAAUUUCUGGACAUACUUGGCAUACCUCUACUUCUACUCAGUCCUAUCAUGAUAGUUCCGAACGAAACAUCAUUCCCGAUAAUCAUCACCAACGUGACAUCUCGUCCCAGCAACCCUUUUCUACCAAUAACGCAAAUUGGGAUCAAUAGAAAUACAAAGGUGGAAAGGAAAAAUGUAUAAAUAAUAUGAAGUUAAAUAUAAUGUUUAAAGUUUUUG